This is a messenger RNA of Athalia rosae (coleseed sawfly), 4779 nucleotides long. RefSeq lists its product as uncharacterized. The transcript is spliced from 6 exons. Bases 84 to 3980 code for a protein of 1298 amino acids. NCBI's taxonomy places the organism in Eukaryota, Metazoa, Arthropoda, Insecta, Hymenoptera, Athaliidae. Gene Ontology annotation, molecular function: calcium ion binding. The record is from RefSeq and is a predicted model, not a curated record.
GCUGGUGCGCGAGUUGGUGAGGGGAAGUGGGGUGGAUUUCUACAAGUGCGUGCCAAAAUAGUUCGAUUCAAACAAUCGGCCAGAUGGAAGGACCCAUUAGGCUCUUACUGAUGCUGGGCAUCUGUGGAAUAACUGCAGGAGUUCGAGCCGCUGUCGAAAAUGAGAGGACUUCACAGUCAUCGGAGAGUGGCAAAUUAGUACUUGCCGCGAGUUCUGCAUAUUUCCAACGAGAGAAAACAGCGAACGGUUUAUCGAACGAUGCGCCGUCAAGGUUGCAGAGAACCAGUCCGUCUCUGCAACUAGCGGGCUCAGAGAAUUUCCAUCAAGAAAAUACGGAAACGGAAAGAGCGUUUCCAUCGUCGAGAAGCAAUUUUCCCGACGAACCGAUCGAUAUGUUGACCGCGUCGAAGCACGUCGAUCAAAUCGAGGGAAAUAACAUCGAAGGCAAACCCGGUGAUUAUUACAGAAGCAUCGUCCCCACGAGAAUCGAAUCGGCGGUAUAUCAGUCGGGGGAAGAUCAAGGGGCUCCACGGAGAUUAAACCUCGCGUUGGAGCCCCGGAGGCAAGCGUUUGGACCCUCAAACAGCAACAAACAUCAGCAAUAUUACCAUCAUCCCCAAAAUAUGAGAUCAAUAUUUCAACAAAGACAAAGUCGCCAAGAGACACCGAGGAUUUAUAGCGAGCACGCACCCCCUCCGGUUCUUCAAACCGCCCUGCCGGGCCACGGAAAACGGCAAGCGAAUCCCGAUAUCCAGGAUAUAAUUACGGGAAUCGUGAAACUACUGAACGGGAAUGUCAACGUCGCCGCUAACACCGGGAGACCCCUGCGGCCGAUACAAGCCACUAGGAUAAACAACAGAGGACCUCCGAGAAUAUCAGACGUCCCUCCGCUUCCACCAGACUUCGAUACUCCCGGCAUGAAUCCACCUCCUCUACCGGAACAACCUUAUCCCUUCGAAAAACCACCGGCGAUCGAUCGACCCUCGGCCAAUCAAUUGCCACCCGAGAGACCCGUCCAGCGACCCUUCGUUAACGAUGUUCCGGAUCAUAUGGGACCCCAAGGGAACAAUAGACCAGGAUUUGGCGGUCUUUGGAAUCGGCCUCAAGGACCAACUGGAACGAGGCGACCCAUUCCACCGUACAAACCUCUCCCGCCGCAGGAUAAGGAUCAAAUGGGAACCGGGUUCGAUAAGUACCCCGAGAAGGUGCAGGAAAAACCGCAUUUCGAUCUGAGACCGGAGUCGGUGAAUAUUACGACCGUGGGCCUGAUCGGUAAGCCCAAUCCGAUCGAUAAUCAAGAAAAGAAAGAAAGUUCUACGGGAACAGUUAGCGAUUCGAACAAGGUUUCCGGUGCUGUUGUACCACAAGGCGAAUCAAAACCGACAAACUCCAAGCCCGAGUCGAGACCAAACUAUAAUAAUGGGGUAAUGAAGAAACCGCAGAAGUAUCAACCUCCGAUAAAAAAUGAAGAUUUUACGCCACAGAACACGUUGAUUCUCGGAUCAGAUCCGCUUUCUUAUCCGAUACCGAACGCUGAUGGGAUAAAUAACGCGACUGAUAACGAGAACGGUACGUCAAAGAUUCCGGAAACCCCAACUUCGGCGUUAAAACUUUCGCAAGACACGGUUUUUAUAAAACCCUCGAAAACUGUAAAAGAGGAUAAGCCGAGCAGCGGUAUUAAGGAUAAUUUAUCGAAGGGAGAAGCCUCUUCAACUACUCCACCGAAAUCGCCAAUUUUCGAGAAAACCCUGGCAGUGGAGACCAGCUCAUCUGUACAGCUGAUUGAACCUUCGCCAACAAUCGGUGAGAUUCAGCCGACCGUAGUUGUCCUCGGUAAUGGAAAGGACGACGAAAAACCGCCCAGUAUCGAAUUUCCAAAAUUGGAACCCAGCAAGGCGGAAAGCACCGAAUCGAAACCAGAUUUCACAACCCCCACGGAACGUUUGCCUCCUUUCAAUCAGCCGAGCACCAAUGCGCUCGACAAACCUUCCCCGACUUCUUCAUCGUCGAAGACCUCGGCGCCAACUAAUUAUUACCCCUAUAGACCCAGACCGGGAAUAGUCCUGGACGACACCCUGGACUACACAGGUUCCCAAGGACUGGCGACUCACCGUCCCUACUCUCCUCCACGUUACCCUCAAAUCGGGGACAUAUUCGAUGUCACGGUAUCCGCGAUCCAGGGUCCCGGGGGUGGCGGUGGUUCCGGAGACAGCGUGAGGGUUUCUCUUAACGCGGGAAACGGAGGUGACGUAAUAGUAACUUCGGCCGCCGAAGGUCAAGGCUUUGUAAGCAUCGACGGAAAGAGAACGUACUUGAAUCUAUUCGACAAUACAGACCCUACCGGGGAGCCCAGUUCUUCGACGACCCUUGCACAACCGCAACCGACUCGGACUCAAUCUCCUCCGAUUAUUGGAACGGGUUACGCGGUCGCUCAACCGGAUCCUCCCGCUGUUACGACGCGCCCGUCACCUACCAGUAAUCCAGUCAGAAGACCGCCGUACCAAAGAAGACCGGCUCAACCUCCGGUUAGAAUAGAUACCUGUAUCGUCGGGGAUUCGAGCACCUGUGACGGUGGCCAACACGAGGCCUGUGCUACCGUACAAGGUGUUUCGGCAUGCCAUUGUAAGCCGGGUUACGCACGUCUCCAACAUUCGUUGCCUUGUAAGAAGACCGUCAGUAUAGUGGUAUCGAUGAGGGUGGACAAGAUCUAUGAACGGAAGGUGGUGUGGGACGAGGGACUCGGCGACAAAGAUUCAGAAUCAUAUCAGAAGUUGGCUUUCGAGGCGAACAGAGCUGUAGAAUCCGCCAUGUCGAUGACUCCAUUUUCGGACGAGUACAUGGGCUCGUCUGUGAACGGUAUUUACCAGGGUGACGUGAGUCAAGGUCAGGGCGGGGUAUUCGUCAAUACGACAUUGAAGCUGACCUACGAACCGAGAACUUCCAGAUCCUCGCUCGCUGGGGAAUUACAGAAGCAUCUCCUAGGUGUGAUACACAGGAGAAACAACAAUAUCGGGAACAGCGCACUUUACGUCGACAGUCCAGCAGGAUCGGUAUCCAAUCUUCAGGACUUGGACGAGUGCGCGUCUUCGGAAUUGAACGAUUGCCACUCUUCGGCAAUCUGUACCAACACCUGGGGUGGUUUCAACUGCGUCUGUCGGUCAGGUUUCAAGGACCCGCAUAAAACUGAUCCGAACGAAUCGGGCAGACUGUGUUUAUCCUGUCCAGCUACUCACUGCAACAACAGAGGUCUUUGUUCCUACAUUCGGGGAGACGAGAUGCACUGCGCUUGCACAGGAAACUACUACGGAUCCCAGUGUGAAAUCGAUGGCGAAGUCUUGGGCGUCGCAAUCGGUGCAUCGGUUGCUGCCUUAAUAAUAAUUGUCCUGACACUCGUCUGCCUCGUGAUGUGGAGCAGGAGAUGGUCCAAAGAACAGAAAACGGUCGGCUCCCCUGUUUACGGUUACAUGCAGGGCGGGAUGCCCGGAACCCUUCCCGGAACCCUGGCAAGGGUUGGAUCCGUCGGGACUCUGGCAUCGGUAAAACAAGGUCCUCCAACCGGGCUGCCUCCCUACAUGUGGGCCCACAUCGCUGACCACAUGGCGACGGCAAACGUCUACGCCACGGAGCCAAUGGGCUCCACGAGACCGAGUUCAGCGAUGUUCGGAUACCCUACCUUGAGUAUGCAUGGUACUCUACCGCCCGUCCCGUUGCCCAGACUUCAGGCACCCCCAAGACCAAGGCACAGGCAUCAGCCGGAACCCGACAGUUCAGACUCUGAACCCCAGGACAGGGAUAGAGCUGAUCUGAUCCCCCAAAACGGUGGAUUUCAUGUCCCCCGGCCAAAGUCUAGGUCUUCCUUAGCGAACCAGAGUGGGAUUUAUUACGACGUAGAAUAUGACCAAGGAGAUUCUCAGCACUUGUCGAAGAAUAAUAUUCCCAUGUCUACGUACAGCAUGGCAAGACCGUAUUAUAGAACUUGAGGCUGUUUCGAAUGCUAAAGACAUGAAUUGAAACCAUUGUCAUAAUCAUUUUUCAGGAAAAAUUUCAUUCGAAGUUAUAGCUUCUUGUUUAGCAAAAUAUCAGACCAGCUCAAAAAAAAAAAAAAAAAAAAUUUGUUAGUGAAAAGACUAAGCUUAUUAUAGUGAUUUAAAUUUUAAACGAUUGAUUAUAUUUAUUGUCGAAAACAGGGCAUAUUUUGGGGAACAUGUAUCGGCGGUGAUGGGCUGUUUUGGGUUCGUUCCUCAAAUUUGCCUUGUUGAUGAUUGUACGUACGUGUAAUACAGAUACCUACAGACGGUAUUUGAUUAUUGUAGAUUUUCAAUUUUAGGUAAUGCAGAAAAAAAAAAAAAAUUAUUUCGUCGAAAAUACCUGUCUAUAUGAGGCCGAGUUGGGAUUGUAAACAAUAGAUUAUGAUUGUCGUAUAAAGUAAUAGUAUAAAUUGAUAUUUAAAUAUUUGAGAGAUAUACUUGAAUUAAACGUAACGAUUUUAAGUAUAUAAUUGUAAGCAAGGCUGUAUUAUUAUUUCUAACUCUGUAAGUAUAUUUUACAUAUAUUUUUUCAAGUUUAAUACAAUUACUUUUUUUCAAUAAGCCAAAAUUUCGUUGCGUAUUUAUUGAUAAUAAUUAGAAUAGCACAUAGGAUAAUAAAUUAAUUGUAGAAUCGCAUUUUCAAGGCAUUGACAAAUACCCAGAAUUAAUAUCCAGUUUUCUUUAUUCAAUCGAACAAUCAAUAUAUUGAUGUAUAAUAUAAAUAUGAAAUAUCAAUAAAUCUGUGUGUGUA